Molecule: messenger RNA, 648 nt
Organism: Lichtheimia ornata
Lineage: Eukaryota; Fungi; Mucoromycota; Mucoromycetes; Mucorales; Lichtheimiaceae
Exons: 4
Coding region: 1-648 (215 amino acids)
Source: RefSeq, a predicted model, not a curated record
AUGGCUGAUUAUCACGGUAACAACUUUGAUCUUGUUCACCGUGUGAUUGCCUCCUUCAAUACGCAGCGCCCUUUGAUCCCAUACAAUGCUGCUCCAGCACAAAUGCGUGCUCGCCUUAUGGAGCGUACAGAGUCUCCGGUUCCUGAUGAUGAUACCAAAGCUGUGGACCAUGUGAACUUUGACAAAUUUUCCAAGCUCAACCAUCCCUGUCAAUGCACUCAAGAGAUGCAACAACGUCGUACCGACUUUAAGGCGGUGGCUCGUGCACGACCGGAGCGGAUAUGGGAUCCGAUUCUCUACUUACCUGCCACCUCUCUACAACGUCAUCGUCUCAUCAAAUGGCGCACCCAUUGGUUGCCAUCUUAUCCAUUGGGUAAUUGUAGAUGUGGUCAUCAAGCUGCACACCGUGAUCAUUACGACUUGGAUGGAUGCCCGCGUAUCGAACCAAUGAUUCAAUACUUGCAUGAGAGCCUCGGCCAACAACUCUUAGCUACAAAACCUGACGACACGCAUCUUUUGGAUUUCAUCAUGAACGUGUUGCCACGUUCCACAGGCGAUCUCAAGGGUCAUUGGCGUCGUACAUGGCCAGCACUACUCAACACAUUGCGAAACAUUGAUGUUUUAACACAUCCUGAAGAAGACUUUUGA